Molecule: messenger RNA, 3684 nt
Organism: Megalobrama amblycephala (Wuchang bream)
Lineage: Eukaryota; Metazoa; Chordata; Actinopteri; Cypriniformes; Xenocyprididae
Gene: cnih3
Product: cornichon family AMPA receptor auxiliary protein 3
Exons: 6
Coding region: 497-988 (163 amino acids)
Biological process (GO): vesicle-mediated transport; regulation of AMPA receptor activity
Cellular component (GO): dendrite; synapse
Source: RefSeq, a predicted model, not a curated record
GAGAGAGCUCUUUAAAUCCACCUGUUAGCCGGCAUAUAUUCUUGCGCCUUCGGUUUGGGAAGGUGAACUGAUCGCCAGGACCGUGUGUCAGUGCAUUAACUCAAAGUUCUGCAUCUCCCAAGUCCACACCGCACACAAUCUCCAUCUUUAAUGGACUAUCACUGCCGACGACACCAUAUGGGACAAUGUUAAUGCAUCAUCAUUUGCUUAACCGUCCACAAAUGCCUUGAUCUCGCAGGGACUUCGCCACACUGCUGCAACUCGCGCAACAUCGGCACACCACUGGACUUUUUUUUCAUUUAUUUAUUCGUGAAUAUGGCAAAGCGAUCGCAGUGAACUGUAGCCAAAGGUUUGCAACACAUUGUUGCAAAUAUUUUGAUGAAGAACAUGAUGCUCUCCCUCUCGCGUGCCCCGUAACUGCUUCCUUUCAUUCAGUCCAGUUUGGCGCUGAGCACCGUCUUCUCCUGGAGAUUUUCCUUCCAGUUUCCUCUCAAUUAUGUUCACUUUCGCUGCCUUUUGCUAUAUGCUUUCCCUUGUCCUCUGUGCUUCUCUCAUCUUCUUCGCGAUCUGGCAUAUAACAGCCUUUGAUGAGCUUCAGGCAGACUUCAAGGUGCCGAUCGAUCAGGGCAAUCCACUUCACGCGCGUGAAAGGCUGCGGAAUAUUGAGAGGAUCUGCUGCCUGCUGCGAAAGUUGGUGCUUCCAGAAUACUCUAUCCAUGGACUCUUCUGCAUCAUGUUCCUGUGUGCUCAGGAGUGGCUUACUGUAGGCCUGAAUAUCCCGCUACUCUUCUACAACACAUGGAGGUACUUUCACAGCCCCACAGACACUAAGGAGCUUCUCUAUGAUCCAGCGUCCGUCAUGAACGGAGACACGCUCAAAUUCUGCCAAAAAGAAGCCUGGUGCAAGAUGUCCUUCUUCGUCCUCUCGUUCUUCUACUAUCUCUAUUGCCAAAUAUGCUUUUUAGUGUGUGUCUUUGCUAUAGUAUAAGCUACAUCAAGACUAUAGCAUAGCAGAGAUGUAUACUUAAACAAGCAUUUAAACUGACAAGGAUGCCAGCAACAUGCCUUUAGGCAGAAUUCCUGAUUCUUUUUUCUUCCACACUAGAUCAUGUCACAUUAAAUGUUAAUAUACACAUAAAAACGCACAUAUUCUAUAAAGGUUCACCCUUCGAGCGAACAGGCCUUAUGACCUUUUGUCAGAUCAAAGGCAGUUCUUGUGUAUCAGCCAAAUUCUCUAUUAUUUAAUGCUAUUUGCUUCUGGAAUUGAAAUUCUAGGGCAAAUACAGUCGUUUUACUUCCUUUUUCCCCAGCAUCUAUUGGUAUGCACUCAAUCUUUGAGGAGUGAUGGUGUUGGUGCUUUUCUUCACUAUGGUCAUGCCAUCUUGGGAAUCUUAACCUUUCCUCUAACUGCUUGCUUUUUAUUGCUACUUUCUUGAAGAAAUGUUUGGUAACACUUUAUUUUACAGUGUCCUUGUUACAUAUGUUACAUUAUUUUUACAUGCAAUUAACCCUAAACCAAACCCCGUUCCAAAUCCUAACCCUGUAGUAAGUACUGUACAUGUUGUUAAAAUAAAGUGUAACUGAACGUUCAGUAUAAGCAUUUGUGCAUUUGUGGCAUAAUGUUGAUUACCACAGAAAAUCAUUUCUAAUUCUUGGAAGUUGGAAGGAAUGGAAGUUAAAUAGGCCAGACAAUAAAUGUUAAACCACACAAAGUUUAUAGCUACAAGCCUAGUCUAGUAUAGCCACAAUACUUAUAUAUGUUAAUAUUAUAAAUAUUAUGGGCUAUUUUUGCUUAAUGGCAAACUAGCGUGAGAGCCAAUUCCAAAAAAGCACCAGUGGUAGUGGAAAUUUCUGCACAUGCAAAUUAAAGAACACAGACGCAGCCAUUUUCCAUAAUGACCAACACAAUCUAGCAAGAACAGCGCAAAUUAGCGUCUGGUUUAAGACAUGCUUUUUUGGGGGCGGUCAAUAAUGGCACAAAUACCAAUAAAUUGACUAGUGCAAACUUUAGUAAAUCACCUCGCGUGAUUCAUUUACAUACUCUCCUCCCAUAAAUUUUGUGUCUUAAAGGGAAACUCCUACAAAUGCAUAUGCAAUAAGGUCGGCCGCAAUAAGGUCCACUCCUUUUCAGCUCUCAUUUUUCACUAUGUGUCUUUAGCAAAACCUGACAGUAUUUUUUAACACCAAAAGAGGGUUUGGGCUGGCGUAAACUGUGAGUAAAUUUGGCCUGUAUGUGUUAGCAUGACACUUAUGUGAUACAAUCACUUACUAAACUUGUCUGUUAAGUUAACAGGAAUUAUCUAGGUGCUAAAUAACUAGUUUAUCUGCUUAGAACAUUAGUUUAACCAAAAUGAUUUAGACAAUGUUACUGCUACAGUUAUGCACAGGAUGGAAAAAUGUUAUAUUAGAUAUGAGCAUCACAUUUUUGCCUUUAAAGUCUUUGUAAAUGCUGGCAUAGUUAACAGUUUUAUUUUUUUAUUUUUUUAACUAAGGGACCAGUUUUGAUUAUUUUCUGUGGUUAUCAACAUUAUGCUUAACUUGGAACAGCUACUUCCGGUCUGGAAUAGUGUUCCUUCUCUGAUGACGUCAGUUUGAUGGCUUGGGUUGAAAACGCGUAAACCACUCCCCUCCAACCGCUAGUCUGCUAUGAGCAAGAGAUGGAGAGGAGGAGCACUACAGUAAAACCCUGCCCUCUAUUCAAUAUUCCAUUUCACUUGGAAAUACGUCAUAACACUGGAGAAAAGUCAUUUGCAACUUUCAGUUCACGGGGACUUUAAGCCAGGAUUAGGCCUUAGUUCAAUUAGGACAUUUAAGUAGCUUUUAUAAAUGUGUUUUAGAAAAAAAACAUUACUGGUGUGCAUCUUGAGACAAAACAUAUUUUAAGAUAUGUCAGUGCAAGUUGCUUUCAGUUAAAAAAGCUCAAACAUAUAUUUUUGUCUAGGACUACAUUUGCGCCUACUCUGUGAAACCAGGGGGUUUGUCUGCACAGCGACUUAAAAGCAACAAAUCUAAACUUCUUAAUUGGACUGACUUAUGUAAUGCCUGAUUUGAUAAAUGCUGUUUUUGUCUGCACUGCCUAAUUUAACACCUGUGGCUUGAACUUCAAACUUCGUUUGUACUCUAACCCUUCGUAAUAACCGCAAUAUUCUGCUCCCUCUUACAAAUCAAUCUUACAAAUCAAUUGCAAAUCCAAUAUCAGCGCACCAGGCCAUCACCCAUCCAAUUACAAUAGUUGGUUUGCCGUUCCCUUUUUCUAAACACCAUCCAAAACCUAAUGACUCAAGAAAGGAGCGUACCACUUUGAUAGAAGUGAAAGAGAGAGAUCUGGGCAAACGUCACACUAGUUCUCAAGUGUUUCAGCUUCACAAAGAUUGCAAAGGCAUGAGGAACAUUGUUCGCCUCAGGCUCCAUCAAGAUCAUAUCUAUGAUCAUAGCUGAAAUACAUUUUUCAUUGAUCUUCCACUUUCAACACUAAAAACGUGUUCUCGGGACGCAAAAAGCCACAGUCUUUAAUAAUAUAGCAGUUCUACAUUUAAAACAUCUUUAUGUUUGAGACCAGCCUUGAGCUAUGUGCACUGAAUAUAAUGGCACUCAACCUUCAAAAAACAUUUUCUGAUUAGGUUAAAUAUAUAUGCUGCAUAAGCAGCAGUGAUAAUUUCAAAGGGCAUAAAUAGAUCUACUUUA